GAGAACACAUACAUACAUUGUAGAGACAAGUUAUAAUUAGAGCAAAAAAUGAGGGGUUUUCAUAUUCAUACAGAUUUUCUUAGGGUGUCCGUUUUAUUCUGCUUCCUCUUAUUUCUCGGAGAGGCUAGUACCGGAGAUGAUCAGGAGAGAGAAGUUUAUGUAGUGUACAUGGGAGGUGUUCCAGAUGAUACAUCUGGGGACAGCUUGAGGGAGAGUCACAUUCGGCUUCUUCGUUCAGUUUUGACAAGGGGGCUGAAUAUUGAGAAGACAAUAAUCCGAAGCUACAAAAAUGGAUUCUCCGGGUUUGCCGCGAAAUUGACAAAGGACGAGGCCCAGGCCCUCAGGAGAAAGGCCGGCGUUGUGUCGGUGUUUGCCGACCCGAUUUACCAGCCUCACACUACACGUUCGUGGGAUUUUUUGCAGCAGACGGCAGUGGUGGUCGACUCGAGUCCAAAUUCAGACGGCACAACCCCAUCACCAGCACCUCCUGCGUACGACCCCAUCAUCGGUCUUCUUGACACAGGCAUAUGGCCGGAAUCGGAGAGCUUCAAUGAUGAAGGGUUUGAACCAAUUCCUAGUCGAUGGAAGGGAGUUUGCAUGGAAGGCAGUGAGUUCAAUGCGUCCAACUGCAACAGGAAGCUGAUCGGCGCCAGAUACUACGAUACCGACGAGGCGGCGCUGACGAAGCCGACCACGUCCCCCCGCGACGAACUCGGCCACGGCACCCACACUUCCUCCACGGCCGCGGGCGCCCACAUCCCCUCCGCUUCCUUCUACGGCCUCGCCCCGGGCUCCGCCCGGGGGGGCGCCCCGUCCGCGCGCAUCGCCAUGUACCGCGUCUGCUCAUUUUUCGGGUGCGCCGGCUCCGCCAUCCUCGCCGGCUUCGACGAUGCAGUAGCCGACGGCGUCGACCUCCUCUCCAUUUCCCUCGGCGCGUCUGCGUUCAACCUCCCCGAUUUCUCCGAGGACCCCAUCGCCAUCGGCGCUUUUCAUGCUGUGGCGAGAGGGAUCACCGUCGCGUGCUCCGCCGGGAACGACGGGCCCGGGGCCGAGUCGGUGGUGAACGCCGCACCGUGGAUCCUCACCGUCGCAGCCACCACCAUUGAUAGGGACUUCGAGUCGGAUAUUGUGCUGGGCGGGAACCGGAGCGCGGUCAAGGGUGAAGCUAUAAACUUCUCUAGUUUGGACAAGUCCCCAACUUAUCCACUAAUCUAUGGUGCAUCGGCAAAGUCCAAUUCAAGUUCGGAGGAUUCAUCUGCAAGUCAUUGCGAGCCGGGCACAUUAGAUGGAAACAAGAUUAAAGGGAAGAUAGUACUAUGCAAUCACUCGCAAAGUGACACACCAAAGAUGGCGAAGAUAGACACGUUAAAUAGCACAGGAGCAGUCGGAGCAAUCUUAGUGAAUGAUUUAGAACAACAUGUCGCGACUACUUACGUUAGCUUUCCUGCGACAGAGAUCUCCUCGCAGGCUGCUGAGGAUGUUCUUGCCUACAUAAACUCAACAAAGAACCCGGUAGCGACGAUCUUACCGACAAUAACCGUGACGAAGUAUAAGCCAGCACCUGCUGUGGCAUAUUUCUCUUCUAGGGGUCCUUCAUCUCAGACGAGCAACAUCCUUAAACCAGAUAUAGCUGCUCCUGGAGUGAACAUUCUGGCAUCAUGGAUCCCAACAUCUGAAGUCCCAGUAGGCCAGAAGCCUUCGCAGUUUAAUCUAGUCUCUGGCACUUCCAUGGCCUGCCCUCAUGUUGCCGGAGUCGCUGCGACCAUAAAAGCUUGGAACCCUACAUGGACUCCUGCUGCUAUCCGGUCGGCCAUCAUGACCUCAGCAACGCAGGUAAACAACGAUAAGGACCCAUUAAAAACUGAUUCAGGAUCAGAAGCAACUCCUUAUGACUACGGUGCGGGAGAAGUAAAUCCGAACAGCGCGCUUCAACCGGGCCUAGUGUAUGAACUGGGGCCCAGCGACUACAUACAGUUCCUCUGCCACUAUGGAUACGACUCAUCCACGAUUCGUCGCAUAACAGCCAUUCCAGAUGGAUUCGAGUGCCCAAAGAAUGCGAGCAAAGACUUGAUCUCUGACCUUAAUUACCCCUCCAUUGCCAUCUCUAAUCUCAGCUACAAGGAGAGCAGGACGGUGAAACGAUCGGCUACAAAUGUUGGAUCAGAAGAAGAAUCUACGUACUCGGUGAGCAUUAACUCUCCUCAAGGGUUGGAUGUGAAGGUGAUACCGGAUAAGCUUCAGUUCGGAAAGAGCAGCAAGAUGCUGAGUUUCCAAGUGACCUUCUCUGCUCAGAGCUCUUCGGCGAAGGGCGAUCUCUUCGGGUCGAUUAUCUGGUCGGAUGGGACUCACAGAGUUCGAAGCCCGUUCGUAGUGAGAGUCGCUUCAUAAGGCUGUAAACAAUUCCACUAUGACAGAGGAGGUAGAAGGCUGUACCAAACGUAACCUCUGUAAUAAGAUUACGCAUAACUCAUCAAGGUUAAGGUUGCUGCACAAUGUUUAAGGAAAGGUUUUUCCUUGUAUUAUCUCACACAGCACAAAUGGAUUAUGCGGUCUUCUUGUCA
Messenger RNA from Ananas comosus (pineapple), 2561 nucleotides. Its product is annotated as CO(2)-response secreted protease-like. Gene Ontology annotation, biological process: proteolysis. The record is from RefSeq and is a predicted model, not a curated record. NCBI's taxonomy places the organism in Eukaryota, Viridiplantae, Streptophyta, Magnoliopsida, Poales, Bromeliaceae. The transcript has 9 exons. Gene Ontology annotation, molecular function: serine-type endopeptidase activity. The coding region runs from base 49 to 2388 and encodes 779 amino acids.